AUGACCAAGAAGAGAAGAGAAGAAAUUGGGUUCACCUCACUGACAACUGCCAUCCCAUGUCCUUGCCCGCCUGUAAUUAACGUGCCUACCGAGCCUACCCCGCGCUCCGAUAAGCGGUGAAAUAAUCAGUCCCCUACGGAUACAGGACAGAAGAGUCACACACAAGGUGGGAUGUUUUUGGAGUCAUUGCCCCACACCCAACUUUCAUCAUCCUCAACCUUCCCGCAUCGAACUUUCAUAGCUUCCUCUCCUACAACAGCAAUCAAUUGUGGUCGCAAAAGCUCAAUUCAAGUCGCAAACAUGGCCCACACUAUUCUUCACCUCCGAUCCGAGACCAAGCCCUUGGAACACAGGAGCGCCCUCACACCCACCACUACUCGCAAGCUGAUCGAGGCUGGCUACGAAGUUAGAGUUGAGAGGAGCCCUGUUCGCAUCUUUGACGAUGCCGAGUUCGAAGCCGCUGGCGCGACCCUUGUGCCCGAAUACUCCUGGGAGUCAGCCCCAUCAGACGUGAUCAUCGUCGGUCUCAAGGAGCUUGAGGAGAAGGAGUUCCCUCUCAAGCACGUUCACGUCACAUUUCUCCACGUCUACAAGAACCAAGGUGGCUGGGAGAAGACCCUCAGCCGUUUCCCUCGUGGCGGCGGUACCCUUCUCGACUUGGAGUUCUUGGCCAACGAGUCCGGUCGCAGAGUCGCAGCCUUCGGGUUCCACGCUGGUUUCUCUGGCGCUGCUCUUGCUCUCGAGAACUGGGCCUGGCAGCUCACCCACCCUGGCGAGCCCUUCCCCGCCGUCGAGGCGUACCCCAAUGAGGAUGCUCUCAUCGUCGAUGUCAAGAAGGCCUUGGACGAAGGUAUCGCCAAGGCUGGUCGCAAGCCCAGAGUCAUUGUGAUUGGUGCUCUUGGACGUUGCGGCUCCGGUGCCGUUGAGAUGGCCAAGAGAGCCGGUGUUGAGGAUAUCGUCCGCUGGGAUAUGGAGGAGACCAAGAACCCCGGUCCUUACAAGGAGAUCACAGACGCCGACAUUUUCGUCAACUGCAUCUACCUCAGCCAACCUAUUCCUCCUUUCCUCAACCGCGAGUCUCUUCAGGUCCCCGGUAGAAACCUCAGCGUGAUUUGCGAUGUUUCUGCUGACACCACCAACCCCCACAACCCGAUCCCCGUCUACACUGUGGCUACCACCUUCGACAAGCCCACUGUCCCCGUCGAGGGAUUGGAGAACCCUCCCCUGAGCGUCAUCUCCAUCGACCACCUUCCCUCUUUGUUGCCGAGGGAAUCUAGCGAGGCCUUCAGCAACGACCUGCUGCCUACCCUCCUGAACCUCAAGGACUGGCGCAACGAUUCUGUCUGGGCCCGCGCCGAGAAGCUCUUCCAGGACAAGGUCGCCCUGCUCCCCGCCGAGCUCCAGAAGAGAGAGGCCUAGUGGACCCCUAUUCGGUCGUACCUUUGUUUCUAGAAUGGAAUUUGGCGUUUUCAGGGGUGGAGGAUCUUAUGAAGAAAAGCGGCAUAUUCAAGCCGGAUGAACGGCCAAGCCGGGUUGCCAGAUAGAUCCAAAAAGCUUAGAUCAUGAGUGGACAGACUCGAGAAAUGAUACACACAGCUAGAGCUA
Colletotrichum acutatum is the source of this 1605-nucleotide messenger RNA. RefSeq lists its product as uncharacterized. The record is from RefSeq and is a predicted model, not a curated record. Gene Ontology annotation, molecular function: saccharopine dehydrogenase (NAD+, L-lysine-forming) activity. Gene Ontology annotation, cellular component: cytoplasm. Bases 172 to 1419 code for a protein of 415 amino acids. Lineage: Eukaryota; Fungi; Ascomycota; Sordariomycetes; Glomerellales; Glomerellaceae. The transcript is spliced from 9 exons.